GACUUUCCCAUUCCACUAAUCUACAAAGGGGUGCCGUCCGUGGUGGGCUUCGGUGACCAGCGUGGCAAACGUUGUUUGGGUUUCCUGCCCUUUUUUAUACCGCAAUAGUUUUAAUAUCACAGAACUGUCAAAAUGUCUAGCAAAAGGGCUAAGGGAAAGACCACCAAAAAGCGCCCCCAGCGGGCCACGUCAAACGUGUUUGCCAUGUUCGACCAGUCACAGAUCCAGGAGUUCAAGGAAGCUUUCAACAUGAUCGACCAGAACCGCGAUGGCUUCAUUGAUAAGGAGGAUCUGCAUGAUAUGUUGGCAUCCUUAGGUAAGAACCCCACAGAUGAAUAUCUGGAGGCGAUGAUGAAUGAAGCCCCCGGUCCCAUCAACUUCACUAUGUUCCUCACAAUGUUUGGAGAGAAACUCAAUGGCACAGACCCUGAGGAUGUUAUCAAAAAUGCCUUUGCCUGUUUUGACGAGGAGGGCACAGGUUUUAUCCAGGAGGACUACCUGAGGGAGCUCUUGACCACUAUGGGAGACAGAUUUACAGAUGAAGAAGUAGACGAGCUCUUUCGAGAGGCUCCUAUUGACAAGAAAGGAAACUUCAACUAUGUGGAAUUCACACGCAUCCUGAAGCACGGCGCUAAAGACAAGGACGAUUAGGAUGAGGCCAAACACUACUGAAAAUGACACUGUUACACUACAACAUGUCUAAUUGUCUUCCCCCCCCACGCUCAUGGGCUAGUGCAAAAGGGAAACAUACAUCAGCAAGACAACUGGACCUCCUAAACAGUCUUAGUAGAUUUGUACAUAGCUAUGAAAAGCAUAAAGACGUGUAAUCUGUGGUGAAGUCGAACGAAUGCUGUUCUGGUAUGUAAAUGUUGAGAAAUAAAUCCUGGAAUUAUUCAAAAA
Danio aesculapii is the source of this 900-nucleotide messenger RNA. RefSeq names its product myosin, light chain 12, genome duplicate 2 (gene myl12.2). Gene Ontology annotation, cellular component: cytoplasm. The transcript is spliced from 4 exons. The record is from RefSeq and is a predicted model, not a curated record. Bases 133 to 651 code for a protein of 172 amino acids. Lineage: Eukaryota; Metazoa; Chordata; Actinopteri; Cypriniformes; Danionidae. Gene Ontology annotation, molecular function: calcium ion binding.